AUGCAACUAGCUGAAAGUGCAAUCAAAGUUGAGGAAUAUGUUCCAGAGUAUGCUAAUUUUGAAAAACUCUGUAAAUCAAAGCAAGAACUAUCAAAACUGAACUUCUACGGUGAAGUUGACAGUAAAAUCUAUGAAGUACAGCAGCAUAUUGAUGAGCGAAAACAAAACCAAGGCAAAACAGAUAGCGGUAUUAUUUUCGAUUUAUUUUAUCAAAUAUUAAGAGCACCAAAUACACUUACACUUAUGUCACUAAAUUUAUUAGCAAGUGAACUAAAAGAACAACGCAAUCGAUUUGUUUCCACUGGCGAAAUGGCAAAGCAACUGCCAAUACAGAAGAACUUAUCAUUAGAACUACUAUGGCGAAAUGCUAUUGUUUGUGGCACGUAUCAAGUGCCUGAAGUUUGGCGGCUGAUUGUUCAACGAUACUAUGAAUCGAUGGUUGCUGGCUUUCCGUUUGAAACCAUUGACGAUGAUAAUUUUUAUUUUCAUCAUCAAUUUCUCUCCAAUGUUUUAUCUAUCUUUGGUAACAAGAAAAUUUUAGUCGUCAGUGUUAUUGGUCCACAGAAUUCAGGCAAGAGUACCUUGCUUAACUACAUGUUUGGAACUUUCUUUGAUGUUCGAGAUGGUCGGUGUACUCGCGGUAUCUAUGGUUCAUUUGUAAAAUCAAAUAGAAAAGAUUUCGAUUAUAUUCUUUUGAUUGACACAGAAGGUUUAUUGGGUGUAGAAAGAGAAGACAAAGAAUUUGAUCGUCGAUUGGUGUUAUUUUGUUUAGCAGUAUCACACUUGAUCGUUGUUAACAUGAUCGGAGAAGUGAAUGAAUCUUUGAAGACAAUGCUCACACUCUGUGCCGACUCUCUCAAGCAAAUGAACGUCAAUCGCGUUCCGGAACCAAUUGUACACUUCGUAUUGAAUCAAAAAGCUGACUUGAAUAUACAAAAUCAUCAAGCGGCUAUCGAAAAAAUUACUUCAGAUUUAAAAAGUUUUGAUUUGAGUGGAAUGAUUCAUAUCAGACAAGAGACAUUUCAUACUUUACCAAAUGCAUUUAAGAAGGAGCGUGGCCUAUUGAAUGAUACCAGUUCACCGUGUUUGAGUAAAGCAGAGCCGGAUUUUAUUGAACUGGUACAACUCUUAUGUGGAGAUAUUAUUAAUUCAGCACUGAAAUGCCUACCGAGAACAUCAGAUCAGUUCACCGGACCAUCACAAUGGUUAAAGUCAUCCAUUACAAUCUUUGAUACACUGCGAAAAUUUGCGGAUCUAACAUACUACCGUGAUAUCAAUGAACGUCGACAAGACAAUAAAGUGCGUGAAUACAUACGUGCUAAAUUAAUUGAAGAAUUUGCUUCCACAUAUCGUGAGCAACUCACUGCUGUAUCUGCCAAUAAGAAUGAACGUGAAAUUGAAGAACUCAUAUUACCAGAGAUGGAGAAGAAACAAAAAGAUCUAAAUGAAGAUCUUGAAAAUCGUUUAAAACUAUUGAAAACAUCUGAUACAAUACGAAUUCGUAGUCGACAAUUUUUACGAGUACAAAUAAUCGAAAUGUUCAAUGCUUUGCGAACAUCGUGUAAAAUGGUGAGUGAAAGAGCACAAGUUCAACUAUUAGUUCAAAAUGGAGAAGGAGCAUUGAAACAAUUAAUUGAAGAAAUCGGAGCCAAAGGCAUAGUAAUGUCUGAAUAG
Molecule: messenger RNA, 1674 nt
Organism: Didymodactylos carnosus
Lineage: Eukaryota; Metazoa; Rotifera; Eurotatoria; Philodinida; Philodinidae
Source: the annotation of a GenBank genome assembly